AUGAGCGUUCAAGCGCAACUUGUUGGCGGGGAGUUUUGGGUCACUGACCCAGUGAGCGCACGACUGUGUUGGCAGUCGCUCAUGGGGUUCGGGAAAGGCAACUUGAGCCGUAGUCGACCUGUGUACGGGGAGCUAGUCCGGGGUGCGGUCGAUCACGUCCACUUGGGACGAGCGCUGCGCAGCCUGGUGCGUGCCGGGCACUUUGCAGCACGGACUGACAAGGAGGACGUGGAGCACCUGCACCUAGCUCCAUUCGAAGCAGCCUACCUCGCUUUUGACGAACAAUUUCUGACCGUGAAAGGUUUCGAGAACACCCAGUCACUCUGGACGUACUUCGUAUCCCUACCGAAAGAGCACUUGCGACAGUAUGCAGUUUAUCGAGCAUAUCGGCACGCAGGCUGGGCACCGCAUUCCGGAUGCAAGUAUGGCGCGGACUUUGUACUUUACCGGUUCCGAGCGUCAGAAGGUCGUCAUUCGCACGCACCGUACGCGGUUCUCGUUCGGAGUGCAAACGAGCGCAUCCAUCAGCGUUGGAUUGCCGUCCAGAAUCAGCUGAGGCUCACCAAACAAGUGGCUAAGCGCCUUGUCUACGUGGAGGUGUCCAUGAGCACAGCGAUGGAGCAUCUCCAGCAUCGCGAACGCUGGCUCCAGACCGUGUGUCUGCAUGAGGUUCUCGUCGAUCGCUGGACGCCAUCCAUUCGCACUCGUUCGAAAGAGGCAAAACAGCGUGCCGCGAAGUAG
Molecule: messenger RNA, 741 nt
Organism: Cyanidioschyzon merolae strain 10D
Lineage: Eukaryota; Rhodophyta; Bangiophyceae; Cyanidiales; Cyanidiaceae
Product: probable tRNA splicing endonuclease subunit Sen2
Exons: 1
Coding region: 1-741 (246 amino acids)
Biological process (GO): tRNA splicing, via endonucleolytic cleavage and ligation; tRNA-type intron splice site recognition and cleavage
Cellular component (GO): tRNA-intron endonuclease complex
Molecular function (GO): tRNA-intron lyase activity; nucleic acid binding
Source: RefSeq, a predicted model, not a curated record